This is a messenger RNA of Funneliformis caledonium, 654 nucleotides long. The record is from the annotation of a GenBank genome assembly. NCBI's taxonomy places the organism in Eukaryota, Fungi, Glomeromycota, Glomeromycetes, Glomerales, Glomeraceae.
AUGUCUCCUAAACAAUUUACUCUCAUCAUCAACUUAUUUAUAAUUCUGUUGAUUUUAUCAACAUCAAUUGAUUCCAACACUUUAAUUGAACGUGAUAAUAUUGAUUUUACCCCUUGUACUGGAGAAUUUUGUUGUGCUUCAUUAGCAAAGAAAAUUGCUGAGAAAAACUUUGCACAUGUAGCAACAAUUGCUAUCGUCAAUAAGAGUGGUUAUAAUAUAACUCACUUGCCUGUUACACUUGAAGAUGGACGUUUUGUUAAGCAUGACGAUCAUGAAAAUAUCGACAUAAACUGUGAGCCACAAACUGAACCUCUCGUAAACGAUCAAACCGAAACAUUUUCCAGCAUUACAAGUCGUGUUUUUGGCGGAGUGAAAGGAAUUGCCAUUUUCACCAUAAAUGACGGUGGUUCAAGCACUUUCGCUUUAUUCUGGAACGUUCCAACAAUUGGCCCUCCUAUUUACGAGAUCGAAGGAUUGCCUAAUGAAAGAUAUUACAAUGAAACCAAAUAUGGUCUUGAUAAUACAUUAUAUCAAGUUACAAUUCAUCAAUACGAACAUGUUAAAAACGCUGUUGUGAAUGUGUGGUUUAUCAUUCCCCCAUAUUUUUUCCCACCAUUCAUUAUCUUGUUCGUCUCUCGCAUUAUAACCGUGUAA